AUGAGGUAUCGAUAAUAGUUAAUGCAUGUUUCAAUAAUAACGAAGCCGAUUUAGCUUGGAAAAUAAUGAAUGAAAAAACUUCAAAAUACCAUCUACGUCAAGAUAUUUAUGGGAAUAUGUAAAUCCUGUUCACAGCUAUUACAAACAACUAACAUUAAUAAAGAGGAAUUUAAACAGCUGUCACAAUCAUUUAUGCAAAAUGCCAUCAUUGGAAAGAAUAUACUUUAUGCAUCGUCGCCACAAGAAUUAAAACGAUAUAUGAUCUUCAUUAAUUCCAUGAAACCUUACAAUCUAGUUAUCGAUGGAUUAAACGUGGCUUAUGCAAUGCGUACUAAGACAGAGGCAGGCUCAUUGAAGCCUAUCUUGGAUAUCGUUGAGGAAUUUCAUAAAAAGGGACAAAGAGUUCUUGUCAUUGGUCGAAUACAUAUGUUGUGGUGGUCAAAGAAAACUAUGAAGCUUAUCCAAGAAAAAGCAGAUACUUUUUUUACAAAAAAUAUAUCCGAAGAUGAUCCUUUCUUGUUACACGUAACUCUUAUGAGUGGUCCUCAAACAUAUUUCAUAUCUCGUGAUUUGAUGAGAAAUCUCAAGUACAAACUUAUUGAUCCACAUUUGAAAAAUGUAUUUAAGACUUGGCAAUUGUCUCGACAAUACUUAUACAAAAUAAAUAAACAUAAAAAAACUGUUGAACUUAUAGAACCUAUUAGCUUUGAAAUGAAGACACAGAAGUCUGAAGAAGGUUGGCACAUACCUUUUACGUGUGAUACAAAGCUAAUACUUCCAGAUUCGUAUUCGCUACCAGAAAAAUGGAUUUGCUUGAAAAAUAAGAAAUGAUUUCGAACUAUAGCAAAUUCGUUUGUAUUUCUUUUGUUUAAUAAUAAGCAUUCAUAUAAAAAAAAAUACUU
Ceratosolen solmsi marchali is the source of this 902-nucleotide messenger RNA. It is a transcript of the gene mldr, whose product is annotated as mitochondrial ribonuclease P catalytic subunit. The coding region runs from base 70 to 831 and encodes 253 amino acids. The record is from RefSeq and is a predicted model, not a curated record. Gene Ontology annotation, cellular component: mitochondrion; mitochondrial ribonuclease P complex. Gene Ontology annotation, biological process: mitochondrial tRNA 5'-end processing; tRNA 5'-leader removal. The transcript is spliced from 4 exons. Lineage: Eukaryota; Metazoa; Arthropoda; Insecta; Hymenoptera; Agaonidae. Gene Ontology annotation, molecular function: ribonuclease P activity.